Messenger RNA from Daldinia loculata, 1390 nucleotides. RefSeq names its product PIG-P-domain-containing protein. Lineage: Eukaryota; Fungi; Ascomycota; Sordariomycetes; Xylariales; Hypoxylaceae. Bases 231 to 968 code for a protein of 245 amino acids. The transcript has a single exon. The record is from RefSeq and is a predicted model, not a curated record.
CCUGGAUUAAACACUCUAACGGUACCUAGGUACUUCUUAAACUUCAACUUUGUAGAUCUUUAAAUCUUCAACGCGCAAUAUAAAGUUAUACUAUUCAACGGUUGCGACACCGAAUCGGAGAGUACCUAUAAAUAUGAUGCUGUAUACAUAACUUCCCCCAGCUGAGAUUUGAUAGCCAGUAUCUUAACUAGGAACUCAUCGAGAGUUCUACAAUACAUAUAAAAGCUAAGAUGUCGCUUAUUUCGGACGAGGAAGACUUCCUAUCAGACAACCAAUCCGAUCCAUCAUCCUCUAGCGACGAGGAGGCCUUACCUCCGCCUCCAUUACAGCAGAACUAUUUCGCGCCUCCGUUCUACGGCCGACCUCCAACACCAUUACCUCCGUCUCCGUCCUUAACAUCGCUACUCCGUCCAUCACGACCUACCACUCCCGAUGCCUCAGAUGACGACCUCGAGCCGGUGCCGCGUGCAUCCCCGAAGGUACCCACAUACGAGUACUACGGCUUCGUCCUAUACCUCUUCUCGUCUCUGACUUUUCUCAUCUAUCUGCUAUGGGCAUACCUGCCAUCUCCGUUCUUGCAUGCCUUAGGCAUCUACUACUAUCCUAACCGGUGGUGGGCAUUGGCUAUUCCAUCGUUCCUGGUCAUGCUUAUAGUCUACAUCUACGUUGCGCUCGCGGCAUACAACACGGAGAUCCUCACUCUUCCUAUGACUUCGCUAGAGACUAUCGUCGAUGAGGCAGCUAAGAUCGCCACCAUCGACCACAAAGGCAGAAUACGGCCGAACGAACCCAGGAAGCCCAUUACAGAGGAGAGAGCCAGGCAGCUAGACUGGAAGAAUAUAUGGAACGAAGGAACGGAUGCCGUCAUGGAUGUACCGCUUGCUGGCGCAUGCGAGGUUAUAUAUGGCGAUCUGACUGAUUCGGGGAGUGAACUAGAAUUUGAUAUUCACGGCGUAGUCGUUUUAUGAUUUAUGGUCAUUAAGCGAAUAAAAAGAAAAUGUGGCACAGUUCUUCCGUUCGAGGAUAGAAAUAAGGGCUUUGUCCGUUUGGCCCUUAGGUAAGACAAUGCAUCACCCUCUCAACAGCUCUACAAUCUGCCUCUUCCGGUGUCUUUGGCCCGAAUUAGCUUCCAUCUGGCACACAGACAGUAGUUGCUUCGAGUAGACCGAAUUACUCUAAAGGAUGAGAGUGAGAGAAGCGAUAGAGGCGAAACCCUCAGCAGUGUUGGGACUAGACCGUGGUAAGAAAGGGCAUGAAGAUCCUUAAUAUGGUCAUGCUCGAACUAGAGCUCGAGAGCGGUCAGCUUUAAUGCUAAUAGUUUAUUGAAACUUUUUCUAAGUUGCAUUGUUAGCCUCUACUAAUACAUAGCGAAGCCCUAUUUCUAUACCGG